Boeremia exigua is the source of this 1326-nucleotide messenger RNA. Its product is annotated as class I glutamine amidotransferase-like protein. The transcript is spliced from 3 exons. The record is from RefSeq and is a predicted model, not a curated record. Lineage: Eukaryota; Fungi; Ascomycota; Dothideomycetes; Pleosporales; Didymellaceae. The coding region runs from base 410 to 1153 and encodes 247 amino acids. Gene Ontology annotation, cellular component: nucleus; cytosol.
CAGUCAAAAGUGCAAGUUCCGCAGCCGUUUGUCAGCGCCGACGUCGCCGCCCCGCCCGCGUUUACUAUCCCCCGAGCGGGUGCCCGUGCCAAGCUUGACUGCCGCGGCAAGUCGCCCGAGCGGCGCCCGCGGACUAGACGCGCGCCUCGCAAAGUAUUGCGCCAUGCGGUAUCGUACCGCUUAUCGCCGCGCCCUGCGAGCGUGUAUCGCGGGCUAGUGCAGUGUAGGUGCCGUCGGGCGCACGUGGCUUCCUUCUUCCUCACUCACAAGUCCCGAACCUCAAGUCGUCUUGCCUUGCCUUUCCCUUUCCCUUUCCCUGCCAUUUCCAUUUCCUAUACCCUGACAUCCUCACACCCCUCUGCACUCGCACCCGCACACACAACCACCCCCCUGCACUCAACCACCCACCAUGAAGAAACCCCUCCGCAUAGCCGUCCUCCAGUGCGACCAGCCGCCGCCCGACGUCGUCGCGCAGUACGGCGCGUAUGACCGCAUCUUCGCCACGCUGCUGCAGACGGCGGCUGCGCGGAUGGGGCUGCAAGAGGCGGAUUUGGAGAUCACGGGGUGGGAUGUCGUGGGCAAGAUGGAGUAUCCGCUGCUGGAGGACGUGGACGGGGUGUUGAUUAGCGGGUCGAAACACAACUCGUUCGACGACGAGCCCUGGAUCCUCAAGCUCGUCGCCUUCACAGAAGUUAUCCUGCGGCUGAACCGCGUGCGCCUGGUCGGCGUGUGCUUCGGGCACCAGAUCAUCGGGCGCGCGCUGGGGUCGCGCGUCGGGCGCAGCGACGCCGGGUGGGAAAUUGCCGUGCUGCCCGUCGAGCUGACGGAGCUGGGGAAGCAGGUGUUUGGACAGGAGACGCUGGCUAUCCACCAAAUGCACAAAGACAUCGUCUACUCCCUCCCCCCCGGCGUCCAGAGCCUCGGGUCCUCGCCGCGCUGCGCAAACCAGGGCAUGUACGCUCCGCGGCGCCUGAUCUCGGUGCAAGGCCACCCCGAGUUCCACGAGGGCAUUGUGAGCCGGCUGGUCAAGAUGCGCAAUGCACAGGGCAUUUUCAACGACGAGCAGGCGCAGGAUGCGCUGGGGAGAGUCGGGAACGCGCAUGAUGGGGUGGUGAUUGCGCAGGCGUUUUUGAGGUUUUUGCUGGAGGAGUAGGGGGGAGGAAAGUAUAGAAGGGACUGGUUGACGCGGGCUGGUAUAGUAGAGGUAGAGGUAUAGACAGUGCUUGUAUCUACUAAUCAAGUCCUCCAACUCCUCCCGCUCUCCUCAUUAACCCCAUCUCCAUCAAUACUGCGUUGCAACCGGCGUCCCCACGGGCGUCUGCAAAC